AUGGCAGAGAAAUGGACCAAAGAUGAAUGCAAAUCUAAACGGCGUUUGGUUCAGUUCACCCGUGCACAAACCGGCAACAUGAUCCACGUGGAUUUUAGAGCUGUGGCUUUUAAAGAGUAUGCCCAGAAUAGCUUUUGCAUCAGUUGCAUUUACUGGGAUGAUAAGAAGGAAUAUUUUGUUACAGGUGUUGACAUCAUACAUCUACUUCAAGCACUUGUUGCUUUUCGGUUCACAUUGCAGGAGAAGAAUCGUAUUCGGAGGAACCUGGAAAGCUUCAAGCCUCUCACAGUCUCGAGAGCUAGUAGCAAUUACUUUUUUGAGGUAAUCAUGGGGUUUCCAACGCCAAAGCCACGAAGCCUAAUGAGGGAAGUGAAAGUCUUCCCGUGGAAAGCUCUCAACCCUGCCCUAACGAAGGUCAUUAGCAAAUAUUCUGUGAGUCAUUCCUUGGGGACUAAUACCUUGCCCGCGCCUAUCAGCUCCUACCGUGCUAGUAAUCAUGCGGUGUCGGAUUUCUGA
Molecule: messenger RNA, 516 nt
Organism: Aspergillus tanneri
Lineage: Eukaryota; Fungi; Ascomycota; Eurotiomycetes; Eurotiales; Aspergillaceae
Exons: 2
Coding region: 1-516 (171 amino acids)
Cellular component (GO): nucleus
Source: RefSeq, a predicted model, not a curated record